GUGUGCAGAUAGGUUAAUGCUGUAUUGCAAACAGCCCUUGUGUGUUAAUGAUUAUCCUCAAGUUAACUUUGUAUCUUAUCUCAGCCCUCUCAUUUACCAUUGAGUUUUCAUGACGGCAGCAGCUUAGAGGCAAUGUCCACUUGCCAGCCCAACUAGCCGCAGUUAUUUCAAACAUGGACAUUUCCUCCUGAAGCACUCCUGUUAAAACAACAAGAAUGGCAGUUUCACUGGCACAUAGAAUACUCUGGGCGACAGGCUAUGUAUUUGUGAUUUUACCUCACUUCAGUCUGGGAUUGUUGUCUGACUACAAGAUCUGUGGGGACUCUGAGUGUGAAAGCCUAAUGAGCAGAGUGCAGGCCACCAGGGACCACCAUGGCAAGGACUGCCGUUUCCUGAGCUUCAGACGAGGGGAGACCAUUUUUGUUUACCACAAACUGGCCGGGAAGAGAGGAGACCUCUGGGCAGGCACCAUUGACAAACAGUUUGGCUACUUCCCAAAGGAAGCGGUACGGGAGGAGCAGGUUUACGCUACUGCGGAAAAAGUAGUGGAAACACAGAAAUCUGAUUUCUUCUGCAUGGAUAAGUUUGGUUACCCCAUUGACUCCAGUCAUUUGGAUUGUGAUGGUGAUGCUGAAGAUGAUCAGAAAAACCAAGAGUCAGAAACCGCCCACACCACUCCCUACCCCGAUGACACAAGCGCCGAAAGUCCCACGACAUCGGAGGAGCCCUCUGCAGAAUCUCCAGUGUCGUCACUGGAAGCCGGCGGAACAUCGGCAGAAGAGAACGAAAGCAAGAGCGCUAGCGACGCCGCCGCCGGGACUCACGAGGGCGCGGGGGAGACUCCUGCAGCUCGGAUGGAACAAGGUGGGUCUGACCCCUCCCCCUCCUCCUGGCUCGGUGCUUCGAUGACAGGGUGGUUAGGUGCGGCAAAAGAUGAAGAAGCCGCCAGUUUGGCUGGAGGAGAGGGAAAAGACGAGAUAACAAAGACGAGGGCCGAAGCUUCUGUCGCUUCCUCCGUGACAGGAUGGUUGUGGUUUGGAAGAGAAGGGACACCUGACGAUGCUUUGAAAAGUACAGAAGAAGACACAAAAAACACAGAGUCUUUGGCGUCAACCAUGACUGGGUGGCUUGGCUUUGGAGGAGGGACGGCAGAAACGGCAGAAAAAGCGCAACAAGAAGAAAGAAAAGAUGUCGAAGAACCAGCAGAGAGAUUCAGGAGUCGACGGAUGUCUCUUGACCUGGAAGGCAGCCAAUUAAAUGAAGAGAAGCAGAAAGAGACGGGGACGUUGGAUUGGCUGGGAAGCGGACUGUCAAACACGCUGGGGUUCGGCCUGACCAAUCAGGAGUCAGGGUAUGAGGCAACGCCUGAAAGAGAGGCCAAGGAGACAAUCCAGGAAGAGGAAGUCCCGCCGGCAUCUGGCACUUGGUUGGAUAUGGGGAUCAGGGCAAUUUUAGGCUUCAAGAACGACAAGAAGGAAGUUGAUGAAAAUGCAGGAAGUGGUUUGAAGGGGACAGAAGAGGACAAAACCGGAGAACAUCCGACAGGCUCGGAAAAUGAGGAGGUAGAGACAGAGACUGGCAAUGAAUCAAAGGUGGAAGACACUCAGAAAGACCCAAAUGUCCCACUGGACGUACGAGUCAAUGCUGAAACCAACAAUAACGUGAUAGGUCCUUCGGAAAGCAGCGAGGAUCGGGUCUCACCUGCAACAUCCGAGAUCGACCGAGAAGACUUUUCUCUUCAGACCGAGUUCGAGAAAACGUCCCAGACUGAAGGUGAAAAGUACUCCAUGCUCAACAGCAGUCAGGAAGAGGAGGAAGAGAAUGCUUCAGAUGAUCGCAAGAAAAAUGAAUCUGCAAAAAAGAAGGGUAAAUAUCAUCAAAUGCCUAAAUCUUUAGAAAACGAGGUUAAUGACAGAGAAGCAGGAGGAGAGGAGAGUAAAGAUGUAAGCGGCUAUAUUCAGGAUUUUUUGACCCAGUCUAGCAUCUCUUCUGGGUCUGGUGAACCGGCUCACAGUGCGGAAACCAAUGUUGAUAGUUCAGAUUCACGGGCUAUGAUUGACAGCACAGAAACAGAGGCACCUCAGGGUGAGAUAGGACAGGAGGGGGAGGCUGGCUUUCAGGAGUUCGGAUCAUCUCGUUCUACUGACCGUAAGAAUGAAACGGCCUCAGAGGAGGACAGAAGAACGUUUUCCACCGGUGAGAGAGAACCACAGAUGGAGAACAGUGCAGAUCAGGACUCAGAGUCUCCACAUAUGCAGCAGGGGGCCACUCAAAGUGUCGGUGAUGCACACGAAGAAACGGUUAAAGAAACUGAGAGAGAGAGCGACGAAAACAACCUCCAGCCAGUUCAACCUGAGACAAUUGAGUUUGGGAAAGAGACUCAGACUAAAGAAGCAGGGUCAAAGGGAGAGGAAAAGCAGGAGGAGAUAGAACAGUCAAAGGGAGAGGAAAAGCAGGAAGAGAUAGAACAGUCAAAGGAAGAGGAAAAGCAGGAGGAGAUAGAACAGUCAAAGGGAGAGGAAAAGCAGGAAGAGAUAGAACAGUCAAAGGGAGAGGAAAAGCAGGAGGAGAUAGAACAGUCAAAGGGAGAGGUGAAACAAAAGGAUGUGAAAGAAAUGAAAAAAGAGAAGAAACAGGAAGUGAAGGAGAUAAAGGAAGUCGGGAAACAGGAGGAAGUGGAGGAGGUAAAGGAAGUCGGGAAACACAAAGAAGGGAAGGAGGUAAAAGAAGAGGAGAAACAAGAGGAAGUGGAGAAGAUAUUGGAAAUAGGGAAGCAAGAGGAAUUGAAGGAGAUAAAGGUAGAGGGGAAUCAGGAAGAAGGGUAUGAGAUAAAGAAAGAGAGAAAACAAGAGGAAGUGAAGGAGAUAUUGGAAAUAGGGAAGCAAGAGGAAUUGAAGGAGAUAAAGGUAGAGGGGAAUCAGGAAGAAGGGUAUGAGAUAAAGAAAGAGAGAAAACAAGAGGAAGUGGAAGUUAUACAGGAAGUAUGGAAACAGGAGGAAGUUAAGGAGAUGAAAGAAGUAGGGAAACAGGAAGAAGGGAAGGAGGUAAAGGAAGAGGGGAAACAAGAUGAAGUGGAGGAGAUAUUGGAAAUAUGGAAACAGGAGGAAGUGGAGGAGAUAAAGGAAGAGAGAACACAAGAGAAAGUGGAAGAGAUGCAGGAAAUAGAGGAGAUAAAGGAAGAGGGGAAACAGAAGGAAGGGAAGGAGAUAAAGGACAAGGGAAAACAAGAGGAAGUGGAAGAAAUAAAGGAAGUAUGGAAACAGGAAGACGUUAAAGAGAUGAAGGAAGUAAAGAAACAGGAGGAAGUGGAGAAGAUAAUGGAAGAGAGGAAACAAGAGGAAGUAGAGAAGAUCAAGGAAGAGGGGAAGCAAGUGGAAGUGGAGGUGAUAUUGGAAGUAGGGGAGCUGGAGGAAGUGGAGGAGAUAAUGGAAGAGGGGAAACAAGAUAAUGUAGAGAAAAUAAAGGAAGAGUGGAAGCAACAGAUAGAUGAGUCCAUAGAGGAAAGGCAGGAGGAGGGGGAAGAAUUAAAAGAAGUGAAGGAAAGGGAGGAGUUAAAGGAGGUAGAAGGAGUAAAGGAACAAGGUGAAGAAAAACAAGCGGAGUCGCAUUUUGAGGAAGAGAUGAAAAACAACCUCCGCUCUUUACGUCACGCUGAGAAAGACACGGACGGUCCAGAGAGCGACGGGAAAGACACGCGAGACACGAACAGCUCGGAACCUGUGUUCUCCAAAGCGUCCACGCGGACUGAAGAGAGUCGGCCCGAAAGCCCACCGACGGAGGACGAGGAGAGAGAGGAAGGAAAGGUCAGAGGUGAAAUGAAAGAGGAGGAGUUUGAGGAGAUGGAGAUUGUGGAGCGUUUGAGGAGGAACAGAAAUGAAGAAGAGACUCUUAAAUGUUCAAAUGACUUUUAUCCUCAAGCUAGCGUCGACGGAUCUGUGAAGAACAGAGAUGGAAAUGAUCCCGCUAAUAUAUUGAGCUCAAUAGAGGAAGAAGCAAUGGAGACAGGGAAGCAAAAUUAUCAAAUAUUAGCAGACAGGAAAGGAGCGAAUCAGCUGGUACCAAUUGAAGGUGUGGAGAAGGAUGAGGAUGGAGUACAGGUGGAGGAAGAGAAAAGUAACAAGGGGAAAAACAACUAUUUGCCUGAUUCAGGUGACAGUGUGGAUCCACUGACAACUGAGAACACAGAAGAUGAUCAGCUGCAUUCCGGUGAGGCCCACAACUCUGCGGUCGAAGACCCCGAACCCAUGAGCAACGGGGUUUCCGCUGAGAAGGAAGCAGAGCAAGUACCCUCUGAUCCUGAGACAGUAACAGGGGAGCACUCUGAUCAGGAAGAGGGGGAGUCGAACCCAGAGCACGAGGCUGAUUUCAGGAGAGACGGAGCGAUGGCGGUUCCAGUGUCGUCCGUUAACCUCGCUGUGAUGUCCGAGCAAAGCGCUCCGUCAGACGGUCGCCGCGCAGGGCCAAGUGGAGGAGCGUUCGGCCUUUUCCAAAGCGCCUUCAGCUUUUUCGGAUCACCCCUCGAAGAAACUGGCGGGUCUCAAGAGACUCCCCCAAGUUUGGGUUCUGACACAUUCACGGUACGAGGCUCUCUCCCUUCUGAGCGAGCACUGGAUUCAACCACUGAUCCGGGUCAAGAUGUGCACACUUCCCCCCAAGUCGCAGAGACCCGGACCUCCGACCCGGGGGUCCGCUUUCACCCCGCGGACAGCCCCCUCCAGACCAAAACCCCUGCCACACAUUACAAGAACCUCCUCGCCCACAUGAGCGCCGACGAGGCGACCGUUCUGGCGGAGCUCUUCGGACGACACAAGCUGCAGUUUUUGGAUUACAUGUUGGGGAGCGCGGGACCCACGAGCGGUGACCCCCACGCCGACGGCUCCAUAUUGCUGGACAUAGAACGGCUUCUGGGUCAUCACAGGGAGGCUCUGAUGGCUCCCAGCGCGAGGCUCGCGGAUGCACCGCGGGAGGACAAGGAAAAGACCGGCGCACUCGUCGCACUUCAGAAGCUCGAAACGCUGCUGGCAAGAGUGAGAGAGACGUUCAGCUCAGCCGAGGCCAGCUGUGUCGGGGAAUCCUGUUCAACUCACGACGAAGAGGAGGAGACGCCCGCUGAGGAGGAUUCCUCUGAGGGCCCGGAUGGGACCAACACUCCAAGAGAUGAAUGGACGGGGUUGGGUGAAGAGAAAGAUGGACGACCGAGUGGAAGCGCAGCAAAGGAGAGUGUGACCGAGGAUCAGGAAAGGGAAGAGGAGGGGAAAAGUAGUGAAGGAGAGAGAAUGCCCCCUGAGUCUGCAAAACCACAGCGACUGGAAGGGGUAAUGAGGCAAAUUCGGGACUUUGCUCAUCAAAUCGCCAAAAACUCAGCCGCUCAUGUUCAUGUAACGAGGGAGCGCCUGACAUGGCUCACUGUGCAGGUCGUGUCGUCACUCCCCGAAGACAUCAGACCCGGGCCGGACCUUUACGGGAUGUCAUGGGAACCAGUCAUCGUCUCCAGUCUGGUGGGGCUGGUGACGAUGCUGCUGUUCAUUUGGAGAUGUCAUAGCUCUGUCAAAAGCAAAAUGUAUCAUAGUAAAGAGCGUAGGAUGGCCGAGCAAGUGGCGGAGCUGCUGGACGAGAAGUGUGAAGUCCUUGAGACUCUCAGCAAAUGUCAACAAGAGUACGAUGACCUGGAGAGCACGCUGAGGGACAAUGGGGUCUUGGCCCAAACUCAAAAGUCAGAUCAUCUGGAGGUCCAAGCCAAACAGUUAGAACAUGCUAAAAAGGAGCUGGAUGGGGAUCUGGUGCUGCUGAAGGCUGAACUGGACCAGCAGAGGGAACGUCGGCUCGAGCAGGACAGGAGGUUAGUUUUCCUUGACGAGAGCAUGAAACCCUCUGAAGAAGAAACCAGAGACCUCCAGUCGCAAGAAGAGCAGGCACAAACCACUCUGAAGGUGUACAGCAUGAACAGCGACAGACUCGAGAGGAAUCUGGAGACGGCUGCAGAGGAGAACGCCCUGCUGCAGGAGAGCAACGCUCGGCUGAAGCAGCAGGUGGAGGGAUGGGCAGAGAGAGUGAGUGAGUUGGAGGAGGACAUGAGCAGGUGCGAGGUGGCCCACAGCACGAUGCUGCAGGAUGUGGCCAACAAGGAUGAGCGCAUAACGUCGUUGACGGAUCGGCUGCUGAGGAUGAAGGCUUGGGACUCAGACCUGGAGGAGGAGGGCGGGGAGGAAGGAGGCGAGAAGGAGACGUCCAACGGCAGAGCGGCGGCGAACAGAAAAGGGGACGCCGCGCAUGCACAGGGCCAUCUCCAGAACGUCCAGAAACUCAUCUACGCUGCGAAGUUGAACGCAGACCUCAAAUCGGUAGACGAAGACAAGGACCGGCUGUUUGCCAAGCUGAACGAUGAAGUCAAAGCAAAAGAAGACCUGCUGGUGAGCAUCAAGGAGCUGGACAACAAGAAGAUAUCUCUGCAGUCGGACUCUGAGCAGUACCAGGACCAGGUCCAAAAGUUACAACAGAAACUCCAGAUCAUGACAGAAAUGUACCAAGAGAAUGAGCUCAAGCUGCACAGGCUGCUGACGGUGGAGGAGAAGGUGCGCAUGCAGAAAGAGGAGAAGUUGACCAAAGCAGACAAAAACAUUGCGUUGGCCGUGGAGGAGCUCGGCAACUACAGACAGCGAGCGGGAGAGAUGGAGGAGGAGCUUGAGAAAACCAAACAGUCUUACCAGACUCAAAUAUCAUCACACGAGAAGAAGGCUCACAAUAACUGGCUGGCGGCCCGAGGAGCAGACCGAGAGCUCACAGACAUCAGGAGAGAGAACGCCCUCUUUAGACAGAAGCUCACAGACACACAGUUUAAACUAGACGCCCUCGACAAAGAUCUCUACGCCUUGGACAGCUUGGCUCGGCCGCUGCCCUUCAGAGCAGAAAGGUCCCCGUACGGUCCGUCUCCUCUGGGUCGACCUGCAUCUGAAACCAGAGCGUUUCUGUCUCCUCCGACGUUAAUGGACGGCCCGCCGACUCGACUGUCUCCUAGAGCGACUCGUGGUCCAAUGGAGCCCCCAGGUGGCCAAGGAGAGCUGGAGCGCAGCGGAGGUCCUCAUUCCGACAGCGGCUCCAUCUCUCCGACAUGGGAGAGAGAUCGCAGGGGCCCCCCACCAGGCCCCCCCGGACCUCCAGGCUAUAUGUUCCCAGAACCAGGAGGUCCACUGUACAGGAGACCUCCUCACGGCCCUCUUCAUCCCAGGGGUCUCCCCCCGGGUCCCCCUCACCCUUCAGACAUGGCGGAUGGCCCCUACAGAGAGAACAGCCACGGGCCCGAGGACCCCGACCACAGAGAGUCUGGUCCUGGGGAUCAAAGGACUCCCCCUGAAGCGGAUCCAAGGUUCGGGGGCGCACCCCCUCCCGGUCACCUGAUGGGCCCCAUGGGCGGCCCCUUUCCUCGUAGAGCCCCCUAUGGACCGCCACCUCCUGACUUCUACCCGCCCAGGGGACCCACGGGCCCUCCUAUGAUGCCGAUGUGGGCCCCUCCACCUCCGAGGAUGAUGCUGCCCCGUUUCCCACACGGCGGGCCUCUCGGCCCUCGCCCUCACUACGCUCCCCCGAUGCGCCCCCCGAUGCUCGACGGCCCCCCACACCCUUCCAUGGGUCCUCUCCCUCCUUGGCAGUCCGGUCCCUCCCCGCUGCACAUUCAGUCGCCAGAGGAGCACACGCCCUCGCCCGAGGACACCAUUUGAGCUUCAUCAGGUUCUUCAUCUACAGCUGCGAGGUGAUGGAUAAUGUUGAAAUCGGCGGUAGAUGGGUCGGUUGGGCAAAUGACCGCUUCCCAUCGCUCUGUUUUCUGUAAUGUCUACGUGUUAGCCCGGUGGGGGGGUGUAUCUAAUGAAGGGACGUUACCACCGGGGAAACCAUCAGCCUUCAUUAAGCCCACUUCAUUUACUCUGUCUGCUUCUGCUCUCUCUCUCUCUCUCUCUAUCGCUUGCUGUCAGUAGCAGGACCACGGUAGCUUAAUCUAUACGUGUGUGUGUGUGUGUGUGUGUGUGUGCGUCUGUGUGGAAUGCCAGACUUUUUUUAAUGUCACUCAAAGGUUGACAUGCUGUAUGUAACAGAACUAUGGUUUUCUGCGUUGCAUCAGUGAUCAUUUCAUCCCGAUGGCACUAAAGGAAAAUGGCUCCUGAUACUGUCACUAUCAUUAAACAAAGUGUACAUCAACAAAAACGAUCCAUUUAGCAUCCAUGUGGGUUUUGACCAAGUUCGGGCUUCACCUAAAUCUGAUCCCUUCAGGUCUCGUUUCGUCAGCGACUGAACUGACGUGAUCUUGAACUCUAAAUAUUCCCCGGAGGUCAAACAAGGAACUAGGAUUGAACUGAUAACCGAUCACUGAACCUGCCUGGCUGCCCCUGUGGGACUCAAAGGACUUCACCUCGUCAACAAAGCUGUCGUUUCAAACGGCAGGAGCUCAACUGUGCUUUUGAUUAAGCUACAGGGACUCGGGGUUGUGUGUGUGUGUGUGUGUGUGUGUGGCUUGAACAAAGAACAAGAAGGUGGCUCAUAGCCAGCAUGAGUCACAGAGCGGCGAGACGCACGGACGGACUUGGAGAGCCGGGAAGACGGCGGCCAUGUGAAUUUUGUAAAGAAAAAUAAUAAUUUACGGAUGAAUAAAGACUGUCAAAUUGACAACA
Pseudoliparis swirei is the source of this 8660-nucleotide messenger RNA. RefSeq names its product CTAGE family, member 5 (gene mia2). The record is from RefSeq and is a predicted model, not a curated record. Gene Ontology annotation, molecular function: protein binding. Gene Ontology annotation, cellular component: endoplasmic reticulum membrane; endoplasmic reticulum exit site. Bases 216 to 7715 code for a protein of 2499 amino acids. Lineage: Eukaryota; Metazoa; Chordata; Actinopteri; Perciformes; Liparidae. The transcript has 28 exons. Gene Ontology annotation, biological process: endoplasmic reticulum to Golgi vesicle-mediated transport; vesicle cargo loading; protein secretion.